UCUCUCUCUCUCUCUCUCUCUAAUCUCACCUACUCCUCGUUUAGCGCGCCGGUGGGAGUAAAAACAGAAGAAGAAGAAGAAGAAAAAGAAGAAGAGGGAAGGCGCUGCGGGAGGACCCGUGUUUCAGAGGAGAGCGAUCAAGAUAAUUUUUCUUCUGAUAUCUGGUCGAUGGAUUUAUCACUGACAAUACACUUAUAUUUUAGCUAGAGAUCGAGUGAAGCAUGGGGGACUGGAGCUUUCUGGGGCGGCUGCUGGAGAAUGCUCAAGAACACUCCACUGUGAUUGGAAAGGUUUGGCUUACCGUCCUCUUCAUCUUCCGCAUCUUGGUUCUGGGCGCAGCAGCCGAAGAGGUUUGGGGCGACGAGCAGUCGGACUUUACUUGUAACACGCAGCAGCCCGGUUGCGAGAACGUCUGCUACGACGAGGCCUUCCCCAUCUCCCACAUCCGCUUCUGGGUGCUGCAGAUCAUCUUUGUCUCCACGCCCACCCUCAUAUACCUGGGCCAUGUGCUGCACAUAGUCCGCAUGGAGGAGAAGAGGAGGGAGAGAGAGGAGGAGCUCAGAAAGGCCGGGCGGCACCAGGAGGACAACGACCCGCUCUAUCACAAUGGAGUCGGUAACGGAGGAGGGGGUGGUGGGAAGAAGGAGAAGCCGCCUAUUCGUGACGAGCACGGCAAGAUCCGUAUCCGCGGGGCGUUACUGAGGACCUACAUCUUCAACAUCAUCUUCAAGACUCUGUUUGAGGUGGGCUUCAUCCUGGGACAGUACUUCCUCUAUGGCUUCCACCUGAGGCCGCUCUAUAAAUGUGGCCGCUGGCCCUGCCCCAAUACGGUGGACUGCUUCAUCUCCAGGCCCACUGAAAAGACCAUCUUCAUCAUCUUCAUGCUGGUGGUUGCCUGCGUGUCUCUGCUCCUCAACCUGUUGGAGAUAUACCACCUGGGCUGGAAGAAGGUCAAGCAGGGGGUCAGCAGUGAGUCCAUCCCGUACUCCUGCAUGAACGUGAUAGGGGGUGGAGCAGCGGAGGGCAGAGCCUACAGUCCAGCUGAAGCCUCCCCUGCAGUGAUGUCUGUGCCCGCAGCACUAAAGAUGGACGAGUUCCACCCAGACGACUUCCUGUUGGAGGCCCUGCCCACUUCCUUUUACGGCGAGAGGGGGAGUGUCGGGGGCCGCAGUCAGCUGAUGGAGAUGGAUCAGAACUGGAGCAACAUGGCGCUGGAGCACCACAAUCGGGAAGGACAAAACUCCUCCUCCUGCCCUCCUCCUCUGCCCUCUCCUCCCACCACCACCUCCUCCUCCUCUCCUCAUGGGGAGAGCACCCCGCCACUCCCAGAUGGGGAGGAACACUCUGAGUUUCCUACACUUCCUCGUCACACCCCUCUCUCCCCCCUUGCACCGGAGGAGGUGGAGGAUGAAGAAACUACAUCGCCUCGAAUGGGCCUACAUGACGACUUCACCGUGGUAACCAGGGCAGAGAUGCACCCGCCUCCUGCUUCUCCCGCGCCGAACAUCCGGAAGCCGAGUCGGGCCUUCAGGAGCGGCAGCGUCCGAGCUCGUCCCGACGACUUGGCAGUGUAGCUAAUACACACACACACACACACACACACACACACACACACACACACACACACACAUUCACACACACACACACACACACAUACACACACACACACACACACACACACAUUUACACAACCAUGCAGACAUGAUGUGUACAUGUAGAAAACACAUAGAAAGCAUGCCCUCCAGCUACUGACCUGCCUGCAUGAAGAAAACACUAUUCAUUUGGAGGGGGCUGCUCACUUUAAUCUCAGAAUUAUAAGGUAGAAGUAGCGAUAGAAAUAGUUUGGCCUGACCAGGCAAACAUCAUAGUUGAUACGUGCAAUUAAAAUAGAUGUUCAAUAAACAAGCCCAAUCAAUAACUGCAGGCAAGGAAGGCAAUUCAAAAAUAAAAAGAGAACUUACAAAAAAGUAGCCAAAAUAAAAACGCUAGCUAGUAGUAUCGAUCUUCUUCGUGAAUAAGCAUAUUUAUUUGUAUUAAUCCUUGAAACAUACCAUCAGCAUUUCCUUAGCAAACUCACUUUCACACACAGCAAUAUAUAUAUAAUAUACUAUAUAUAUAUAUAUAUAUAUAUAUAUAGUCAGCACAGACACAAGUAAGAAGAGGUUAUAGUGAUGAUGAUUCUGAUUGGACUAACUUAUAAAUUGGGGGCGUAGAGGCAGCGUUACUAUAUUCCUUUAUUUUCAUUUAUCUUUUAUUUAUUUUCUGUGAGACAUCGGAGGAGAGGUUUCUUUAUUUUCAUUUCUUACCGUGACGUGAUGAUGGAGCCGAACAGUCCGUGCGUCGUGUCUGUACGAGUGU
This is a messenger RNA of Gymnodraco acuticeps, 2358 nucleotides long. Its product is annotated as gap junction alpha-3 protein-like. Gene Ontology annotation, cellular component: connexin complex. Lineage: Eukaryota; Metazoa; Chordata; Actinopteri; Perciformes; Bathydraconidae. The transcript has 5 exons. Gene Ontology annotation, biological process: cell communication. The record is from RefSeq and is a predicted model, not a curated record. The coding region runs from base 222 to 1574 and encodes 450 amino acids.